Messenger RNA from Rhipicephalus sanguineus (brown dog tick), 9040 nucleotides. Its product is annotated as GTP-binding protein Rit1. Gene Ontology annotation, cellular component: plasma membrane. Lineage: Eukaryota; Metazoa; Arthropoda; Arachnida; Ixodida; Ixodidae. The coding region runs from base 369 to 1064 and encodes 231 amino acids. Gene Ontology annotation, biological process: Ras protein signal transduction. The record is from RefSeq and is a predicted model, not a curated record. The transcript is spliced from 6 exons. Gene Ontology annotation, molecular function: calmodulin binding; GDP binding; GTP binding.
CGAUCAGACUUUUGAGGGGAAUUCCCAGAGAGUCGUUUCUCAGCUGUUCGUUCGCGCGGCGGGCAGGGCUCAAAUAUGUAAUCGCUUUUACGGCCUGUGCGCUGCUGUCUUAUCUUUCUUAAUACCGGUAUCUCCGGCGUUCCUCUUGUCUUAGGAGGGACACCUUAUCGGGUCACUUUCUGUGGCCGCCGCCAUUCCCAACGAUCGCUUACACGACCCGUAGGAGUUGCGCUAGGCUUACUGCGCUGUUUACUUCGACAGCGCUGACUUGCGACGACUCCGGCAGUGGAGCGCGGAACCAUAGGGCGUUCUCCUCGCCUCGGCACUGCUGGUUUUCCCCUGAAGAGAACGGUCUACAUUAUCCGAAGAUGGUGCAAACGACGAAUCGAAGUUCUGGUCAUUCGUCCAACCAGAAGGGCGGCGUCCGCGUUUACAAGAUCGUCGUUCUCGGCGAUGGAGGCGUGGGAAAAAGCGCUCUGACGCUACAGUUCGUGACUCACAGCUUCUUGGAGUACCACGACCCCACCAUUGAGGAUGCCUACCAGCAGAAGACAGUCAUUGAUGGGGAAGUGGCGCUACUGGACAUUCUGGACACAGCUGGCCAGAUUGAAUUCACGGCCAUGCGGGACCAGUACAUGCGCUGCGGAGAGGGCUUUGUCAUCUGCUACGCCAUCACCGACCGCAGAAGCCUGGAGGAAGCGGCAGAGUGCCGGAAACAGAUCGAGCGUGUCCGCUGUUCCGAGUCUGUGCCCAUGGUUCUGGUUGGCAACAAGUGUGACCUGGAAAGCUCUCGCCAGGUUUCCACCGAGGAAGGGCAGGCAUUGGCACGACAGAUGAACUGCCCCUUCUACGAGACCUCGGCGGCACUGCGUCACUUUGUGGACGACGUGUUCCACACGCUGGUCCGCGAGAUCCGGCGCCGGGAGAAGGAGCGACAGUUCCUGCUGCGGCGGGCCGCCCGCAGGAAGGCAUCCAGCGAGCGGUGGCAAGCAUUCACGCACGCCUGCCGCUCCCUGCUUUGCGUGCGCGGAUCCGGGGACGCCGCUGCCUCGUCUCAUUCCUGAGCGUGCGUCGUUUUUUUUUUUUUUUUCCGACCUUUCACUCUCGUUUGCCCGUCCAAGGCUUUGUCGUCUUUUGUCGUAUGCCAGCGUUGGCUUGGUCGGUGUGUGGGCCAAGCAUGGCCACGUGACCGCCUGAGUUGCCCGUUGCUGCUGCUGGUCAGAAACUCGUUCUCGGAACAAAAGUAGGGCAGCUAGGCUAUCACCGGUGUCUGUAAAUUGUUCCCUGGUCUGAGUAAAGUUUCGGUUUCUCUGCCAGCAAGCUGCGGGUUGCGGUGUCUUUAACUGUUGUCCCGUUCGUUAUAGCCUCUAGUUAAAGACCUCAGAGAAAGGUUACCUGUUCAGGACUUAGGGAAGGAAAACAUGCCCGAGCAGGACUAGAAAGCUAGUCACGAGGAUGUCACUGUCUGCUUGGAGCGGUUUUUACGGCCUUUUGCGGAGUUUAUGGCGCAUGAUGCAGCUCGACAUACUCGUGGUGUAUCCCUUGUUUAGGGAGUAAACUGUUGACUAAAACUUGUGAAGAAAACAAAGCCAGUGCAGUUUAAGAUUUGUCUUUUUCCCCUCUUGUUCAACUAGUGAACUUGCAGAUACAGUUGCAGUGCAGUGGGAGUACAGUGAUAAGAUCUUUCUCUUAGCCCUAGUUUUAAUUGUAGAGAACAGGCUUCAGUCACUAGUGCUCAUUGUCAUGUCCAGAGACUUGGAAGUUUCACUGCUUCAUCUUGUGGCAAGUAAAUAUUUACUCCAUGCCUGAGCAUUUCCAUGUUCUGUGGUACCAGCAGCACAGAUAAAAGAGGCGUACGCAACUAUUGCCAAAGUUAACAAAGGCAUCUUGUUUUCGUUGGUGCAAAUAUAAUGCGAGCAUUUGUUUGAGAAAGCCUUGUUAGUUUUGGGCAGUCACAUUGUUUUUAGCUUCACUGAGCGUCAGAUGUUGUAGGAAACGGAAUGAGCACUAAGCUGUUUGCUUUUGUCAGAAGCUCACACCUGUAUUCUUGCCGUGAAUCUGUGUGACAUUUUCAAACGAAUUCUGUACUCUUAGUGGAGCGUCUCUCAAAUGGGGGCUCACAGGCCCUUUAGUGGCCUUUGAAGUCACAGCUGGAGCCCUUGGAGCAAAGCUGCAACAUGUAAGGCAUUUUUCUCUCCUGAAAUUCAUGUCUUGUGUAGGUAACUUCAACUUCAUCAGUGGGAGCCACAAUCCAGGGUUUUUGCACGAACUCAUUUUAAUUUGGUUGUCUAUUGAAAUUAAACAGCUGCCAAAUAUCGAAUAGGUCUGUUCAACUGUUUUGUAUAUGAGUUGGCCUUGUGGUAGCUUGCAUCGGCUGUUACUAUGAGGAUAUGCUCAUAUUAACAGCCUUUAAUGGCAGCACUCUUUCACGUAAUGGUCUAUUCAGUUUGAUGUUGAUUGAGAUGUCUACAUUAGCAAUUUGAGGAUCGCCUAUACAAUGCCUAAUACACAUACCUAACAAAGUGUUUUAUAAACACUGUGAAACAGAUAAUGACAGGCAUGAGAAUGACAGCACUCAUUGUUAUCGAUCUUAUGUCUGUCAUUGUAAUUUUAGCACUGUUUGCUGUACCGGUAUGGCGAAUCAAGUAGCCCGAAAUGCCAGCUUGAUGAAAAGUUGAUCUGUGGGCUUCCAUUGCAGAUAUCGGUUGCCCGUAGCGUUUAAAUGCUGAUGGGUCGUUCCCUCCGAUAAUAGACAACGGUGGGCAAGUUGUGCCCCCUCCUGGUAUUAACUAGAAAAUCACUUGCUGUAUAUUACAAACGUGGGAGCACAUGUGAGUGUAUUGUUCGAUUGUCCUUUUUUUUUAGCACCUGCCUCACAAAUGAUUUCUGUGUGCAUGUUGUGCACUUGUAUAGAAAGUUUGUUGAAUAUUACAAAUGUAUAGACCUUGUUGUUCAGCCUUGCCUGCUUGCAUUUGACCUAAGUUUACUGCUUGUGGUGUACAACCCAUAUUAUUGCUUGGCCAUUUCACUUUUGUUUUUUUAUCGGAAGACAAUUUCUUUAGAAGAUCCUGAAGUUGAUGUUUCACUGGCUCAAAUUGGUUAUUUUUAGGGGUGAGCAAUACUUGCGUGGCUGGUUGCAAUGUUUUGUUUGGAUGAUUAACAUGUUUGCAGCUUACGUUUUCCUACACACACUCGCAAAAGAAAAAGCUCUUCCGCUAUCUGUGGUACAGAAUUCAGUGAAGCUCCCCGUGUCUUUCACACCACUAUGUAGAUGUGCACAGUACUCACAAAUUGAGGUAACCGCAUCAUGUCGCUAAAAAUCUUGCUGCUAAAGGUAAUGUUGGCUCUAAUGCAAGUGUUAGUCAAAAUGACGCCUGUAUAUCGCGAGAAUGAAGACACUAGAAACAAAUGUUUGUACAUUACUUAGCCCUGUACCUUAAAACUAAAUAUGUAGCUAAAUAAACACACAACUAACUACUAUAUGCUUUACAUCUUUGGUUCUGCAAGAGUAAUGUGUACCUUGAAGCAGAAUGUUUAAUUAAAGGAAUCCUGGACCACUUCCCAAGUAGUCAAGGAAUGACUUGAGUAUCUUAGUUCAUUGCCUCAAGAAUGUGUUGAAUUCGUCAAGAACGAGCAGAGUUACAGGGACUUAUCGUGCUCCUUAAGCGCUUUCUCUCUUCUUUUGUCACUUAGAAGAACAGUGUCACAAUGAGUGAGCUGGAAGCUACACAGAGAGGUAUGGCACAGGGAAAAGAAGUUACGUCAGCGCGUGUCAUGACCUUGAGUGCGCGUGAUGAAAUGGGAUCGCGCUCUUCUAUUGAAAUUUGUGUGGCUGCUAGUGUAGCUGCUAUCUAUUGUUAGCAGACUAUGUAGUGUGGUGCAGGCACCUGGUGGCAUCCUGUGGCAAGGAGCGCAUCUGAUCCAAAUGCCGCUCUUGAUUUAUAACGGCUAUUGGCCAAUAAGCAUGCUAUCUGUUGUUUGACGUCAAACAGCAGGUGCCGGCAGAGUGAGCAUAGGCCUCUGUAUGGAAAGAGGGCACCUGUUAAAAUGAUAAGUUCGUGCUCUGCUUGUAAGCUCUCCAUCCCAUGCAUGACCACAAGACUUGGCCGAAUUGUUCAUAGCAGUGUCCGCUUUCCCUGGAUGUGUUUUUUCACCAUGCACGAGGGGUGCUUCAUGACCCCUUUAAGUUUUACUGUGUAGAAUUCUUUAGUUUAAGUAAACUUUGUGGUUUGCCACGCAAGUGAUGUCCACUUCUCUCGAGCAAGCCACCGGAUGUCGCAGAAUAGCGAUAUAUGCAACAGAUGAUUCUUCUGUCAUUUGGGGGUCAUGAUUUCUUUCGAAUGAUGGCACUCUUAGGAUUGUGCUUUUAGGCUUGCAAUAUGGUUUGAAGAAUUUUUCUUGUGCAGUACAGUUUUCGUCUAUAAUAUCUGCAACAAUUUGUGUAGAUUCUGUUUCAGCACCCCAUUUUAAGAAUAGGGGCAUGGAUUGUCACUUUCGAGUGUAUGUACACCAGGUUGCUUGCAAUUGAAUUAUAUACUAUAUGUGUACGCGAUUCUUCGUUCAGUUGGCAGUUGCACUGUCGACUUGUCGGACAAGGUUCAGAUUUUUUACCUUUGUUAGUGUUAUUGAAGUUUGCCGGAAUGUGCAAAUCAUUUCAAAGUCGUUAUUUAUAGACCACCCUGUUCGCAUGUGAACGAAGACAUGUCGUAUUAUAUACAUAGAAGUUAUCUCACAUACCGUUCUCUGCACAUCUCUUCUAUUCAUAGUUUUCGGAGUGUACUGUGGUAGCAUAUAAUUAGGAUGCUUGAAUCUUCAAGAGUAAAGGUUGCUCAGAUGCACGCCAUUGAGGUGGUAUGGAAAUGUCGAAAUGCACAGAAAAUGUGCUUCAAACCAGCAUUGCAUACAAACCUGCGAAACUUGUACAAAUGGGGGCACUAUCGUUGUGCGACACAUUGUUCAACGCUGUACCGUGGUUGGCUUGUGGUUUGGUCCCCGUUAGUUUGGUGCACCGCACUCAUCGUUGGCACACUCGUUAAAUGUCUAGCAGUGAGCAUAGCUUGUUAGCAGAGCACUUCGGACUCUUUGCAAACCGCACUUUUUUGGAGACUAUACAGUGAUGAAUUCGUAUUGAAACAUAUGUGGUUUGUGAUGAUUGUUGUAGCGGAGGGCUAGCCGUAGAUUGGUCUUGAUUUCUUGUUUGUUAUUGUAACUCGCACCAAAAUCUCAACGCAGCCGUUUCGACAUUGAUGCAACCAGAGAGCAGCUGCUGUGACUAGGAAUUGAAACAACCACCUCUCACUGAAUUGUAGAAUGGCGAUUCACAUGGCAGCUGAAGAACUGCAGUGGGUCUUUUAGAUGAAAUGAGUUGUUGACAAACAUUACACAUGUAAUGCCAGUAUGCUUCACUGGUGGAGGUUUUUACCAAACACUUCUUUUGAACCAGGGCAGUUUAUUAGCGAAUCAAUACCCCCAAGAUUGCCAGUGCCGACUGGAUAAUGGAAGCUACGCAUCAAGCACAUUGGCAGGUCCUCGCGUCAUCCUGUGCCUUUAGUCUUUGCCGCCACGCACCUGAAAUUUGAUGUGGGCCGAUUGGGCAAGACAUAGUCCACCAGUUCUGUCUAGGUCGAUAAGGGUCGUGUUGAUCUCGCGGUGAUCUCUUACUGUCAUGUGAUCAAUUUGUUUAGUGCUCAGACCUGAACGAACCAAGUGCCAACCUGACUUUUAAACAAUUAAUACUUCCUUCGUGGCUUCCGGUGCUACAAACUUCCAAAAUGCGUACUACUUUUGACCUUCCCUGUACAAUGCUUGGUAACAAUGUCCUUUAGAUAUUUACUGUGCGCCGUUUAUCAGUACUUCGUCACGGGGGCAUUUAGAGCGGCGGCGCUCGUCUUUACACUGUUAAACAUUGUCUACAGGCCAGGCACCCUGUGUUGUUUGUGGAAAGCUCUGGAAGAGACAGUUCUGGAGGUGGUCUAUUGAGGGAACUGACGAUACAUGAGGCAUACAGGGGCCACCUUUCCACUGAAAUACAAGGUAUCAUCAAGAUGUUGCUUGAUUUACAGGAAUGCAACUUUCAGAUCAGAAGGGACUGCUGCACUGUCGCUAAGUAGUACUGUUAUGUCGAAGCACAGCCACCUUGUACAGUCCCAUGUACUGCUGCUGAUGUCAGUGUUACUUGAAGCGGGCCGAGGCUGCUGUGUCUUGCAAUAGUUUAAAUUGUAGGGUGCGUAAUCUGUUCUGGCGACAGGUAGAUGUGGGCAGGUGUCUUUGAGGCUUCCCUUAUUCUCUAUCUAGCUGACUCGGAAGUGUUACUAGAAGCAAAGCGUGCACAGUCUAGUCAUUGACACACUGGUCGUUUUUUGCAGGGUUACGAGUGGCAGACCUUUAAAAUGAAGUGGUUGCAACACUAUAGGGACGUGAAAGAGAAUGUGAAAUUUUCGCAUUACACACGGGAAAUACUAAGUCAAUCGUUUUCGUUCGCAAGUGUAGUAGGUAAGGCAAGUCAGAGAAACUUGCACCGACUCUUGUUGCAUUUGUUUGUAGAUUAUAACAUCUGCUUGAAGCAAGUUCAGUACGAACCUUGACAAAUGCCGAUGUGGUGAUGUUAACUCUGACACAUUUGUCGCCAGUAUUGGCAGUUUCCAAAUAUUGUAAAAAGAUUGCAUAUCACAGAGAUAAUUUUCGGCUGUGAACAGCUUCAUUAAAGCAGUUUUCUGCUGUCCUUGUCAAAAGAGAAGCGGGCCGUGUUGCAUUAAAAAAAGCGCUCGCUGAACUUUGACAACCGUUGUCAACUCUGCCUGCAUACAAGCUGUCCAAACACACGUAUACGCAGUGACACCUGUGAUGACGCUGCAGUGAUCAUGGGCAUUGCAAUUUGAGGAUAAAAACUGGAAAGUGGUCGUUUUGCCUUGCUCAUUACUUAUUAUAGUUAACCAUAUUUUGCACCUGUUUAAUGCUGAUAGAGUUCUGAAAGAAUACUCUAUCUUUCUCUGAUGUCCCUUUAAAGGGACACUAAAGGCAAAUAUUAAGUCGACGUUGAUUGUUGCAAUAGCGGUCCAGAAACCUCGUAGUGCUGCUUUUGUGCCAAGGAAGUGCUUAUUUUGACAUAAAAUCACGUUUUUAGUGGUCCGCAUCGCGUUAGCGCGCUUCAAAUCUCCCGCCUGAAAAUACGACUUUCAUACGUCACUGCUGCCGUGCCCAACGUUGCCCACUUUUACUGCGCGGCCGCCGACAAUAGUAGCAGCCGAGCGGAAGUAGCGGGACCCACAGUGGCAACAACGGCGCUGCGGCAAAGACUUGCUCGGAUGGGCACAUUCAAAGCGUUCACCAAGUUGUGGUUGGUCUCGUAAUCCUCAGUACGAAAGGGCAGCGAGCACACACGCAGAGGUUUUGACUGUUUAGCACACUGGCGCAAUGGCAUGACACUAAGCCACUUCGAGCGUAAGGGUUCAUUCCGCGGCACCCAGUGAAAAGACACACCGGUUUCCUUGUUGCAGCACUGGCGUUGUGCACCAUUCAGGCAUCCAGCAAUAUCACACGCAUGCGGCAUUUUGUCGAACUUUCUGUCAGAGCGACUUUCACGAGCUCGCAAAACACGCACGGCAGUACGCGAUCCCGAAACUACCACUGAGACGGGCGAGGCGCAGUUCGGCGAAAACGAAACCUUUGAACCACGCGCGCCGUUCCCCAUGGCAACGCCACGGAGGUUUUGUUUUCCAUGAAUCAAGCAAAAACGAACAAAGAGCAUUUUAUUAUGUCUUUUGAUGCUCGGAAUGUUCUGUUUUUACUGCUGCUUGUUUGAUUACUAGUGAUUUAUUGUAGGCCGACUUCCAUACGUCAUCGGGAUCACUUCGAAAAUGUCCCACUCGCGGCGCUCAUCAUGUGAUACAUUUAGCUUAAUUUCUCGGUAAGUAGGGCACUGCUGUUGAUAAUAUUGCCGUUUUAGAAGUUGUCAUACAUUGGGCUUUCACUCUGACAUAAACUGUUAUUUGCCUUUAGUGUCCCUUUAAAGCUCGUUAUUUUUGAACGAGGUUCAUGAACACGCAGUUGACCUUUACUAGUCUUCUUAUGUAAAGACUUCAUAGAGACUGCCCCAGCCAAUAUAUAUGAACAUAUUGCCAUCAUUGUCUGGUGUUUUUUUUUUACCAUUCUUUUGCAUUUUUUCCUUCCAUGUAUUUGUAUAUGUGGAGAUCGAGAAUUGUUACAAAGCAUCUGCAGUGUUGCUUUUCCUUUUGCUCUUCUUUCAAUGCAUUUGCCUGCAGUAAAAGCUGACUAGUAGAGAGAAUGGGCAAGUUGCUGGAAGCUGCAACGAAAUGUGAAAUUUAACCUUACCUUGCGUCUGUUGUCAGUGUUUCCUCACACUACGUUUAGUUGCAGCAUUCUUGCAACUCCCAUGUCCAGUCUUUGCAAGACAUCAUAGACAACUUUUUUUAUGUGUGGUACAUGACAUGUAGGCAGUCAUUGAGUUUGAAUUUGGUUGUGAUGCCUUUGUUUUGCGCAACAAUUAUUUCUUUUAGCAGUGUAGUACUGUUCUGAAUGCAAUUGGCUUCUUUAUUCCCGUUUCCACUUAUGCAAAGUCCGUUCUGUUAUGUGCUGUGACUGCAGUAGCUACUUCUUGGAACAUAUUUUGCCUGUUCGAUUGCCUCGUUUGUGUGGUCAACUUUGAAGAUGCAGUGUACGCGGGGGUUGUGUAAUAUGUGGCCAGUUUUCGGCUCGCAAAGACAAGAGUUGGCGACGCAUACGCACGGUCUCGACCCAUUUUCUUAGGCUUGUUUGACGUGGUUGCUUGGUUGCUGACCACAGUUAUUUACACACAUUGCAGCCAGAGAAGCUACGCAGCUGCUAUUUAUGAUACUUGUUGGAAAAAAUGUCGUUUGCUGUUGACAGCCUUGUUUGUGCAUGUAAAAGUGUUUCACGUAGUUUAAACGUUCGACGUCCCGACAAACUGUUUCUCUUGCGCUCUGAAAGUGUAGGCUCCACUGUUUUUCUCAAGCCACGGAGAGACUAUGUACCUGUUUCACAGAUGUCCAGUAUGGGAAAA